AGAGAGAGAGAGAGAGCAGACAGAAGCAAAUGCUCAGUUUUCAUCCAUGUUAGCAGCUCUAAAGAGAGAGAAAAAUACGAAGGCUCAAAUUCGUGUAGACUGCGACUGUGAUAUCUUCCCUGUUUUGUCACAGCUGUUUGUUGUCACUGCACAGAGGUUUUAUUAUUGCUUGUAGGUGAUGGCUGAGAUGGAGCUCCUCUCUACACCCCAUAAUAUUCAAAUCAGCGAGGUGUCCUGUGACUCGUUCCGGAUAGCCUGGGAAAUGGCCCACGAAGACAUCGCCCGAGUGACGCAUUAUUUCAUCGAUUUGAGUCGCAAAGAGGGCAGUGAACAGAAUCGCUUUAAGCACAGAGAUGUCCCAACUAAACUUGUGGCAAAGGCAGUGCCGUUACCGAUGGCGGUGAGAGGUCACUGGUUCCUGAGUCCUCGUACUGAGUACUGUGUCGCUGUGCAGACUGCCAUCAGACAGCCUGAUGGAGACUAUCAAGUGUCUGAAUGGAGUCAAAUAGUAGAGUUCUGCACUGGAGAUUAUGCCAUUGAACAUCUGCAGCAGCUCUUAGACAAAGCCCAGGCGAUUGCUGGGAGACCUCUCAGGUUCUCUGUGUUCUAUCGAAAUCAGCAUCCUGAAUACUUUCAUUACGUGAGGUCUGAAUGUGGAGGCGCAAUGCUGCCAUCCUUAAAAGACAACAGCGGAAGUCACGGCUCUCCCAUCAACGGCAAGCUGCGUGGCGUCUUCCUCAGCUGCAACACUGAAUUUGACACAGGCCUUCCUCCCAAAGACUCCCCAUACGGCCCUUUGCGCUUUCAGAUUUCUGCUGAUCGCCUCCUUAACCCAAAUACUAACCUUUACUUUGCUGACUUGUACUGCAUGUACACAGCGUAUCAUUAUGUAGUGCUGGUGCUGGCCCCAGUCGGAUCGGAGGGGGACAGCUUUUGCAAGAGUCACCUCCCGCUACUGGACCUCACAUCCAAUCCCUUCUUGACAUACACACCCGGAGAAGAGUCGGUGUUUUGUCAUGCCAGUGAUGUCAUACUGGAGGUGUUGUUCACCGGGCCCUUGCGUUUAGAGCAUGGCAGUUUGGAUCAGAUCAGAGGUCACCAUCAGCUCAUGAGCCUCUCCACUGCUAAUGCUAAAAAAGACCCCAGCUGUAAGGUUUGCAAUAUCAGUGUGGGUCGUUGAACUUCCAAUGAAAGCUUUGAAGAAUUUACUGAAAGUCAAACUGGAUAACUGGAUCAUCCCUCGUAAUGGGAACCUCGCUGGUGAGCGUCUGAACACUGCUAAAGUAUGAGUUAAAAUACAUAAUAAAGGAAAUUAGCGUGGAAAUUUUGUUUGAAAAUGUGCCAUAGGCUCUGCAUAAAAAGAGAUAAAUCAUUUAGAGUGUGUAAUAUUUUUUAUUUCUUAGAUUGAAUCAGUUCAUGGUAACCAUGAUAUUUUUUAAAGAAGCCAUAAGCCAAUAAUUCCAAAAAUAAAACAUUCCAGCAUUAUUUACUCAUCUUUGUGUUAUUAAUGUAUUAAUGGAUAUUUUGCAGAUUAUAAAGAUCCAUAAACAAAAAGUAAAAUAAAAGUCAUAAUUAUGACACUUGUGU
Molecule: messenger RNA, 1587 nt
Organism: Misgurnus anguillicaudatus (oriental weatherfish)
Lineage: Eukaryota; Metazoa; Chordata; Actinopteri; Cypriniformes; Cobitidae
Gene: phyhip
Product: phytanoyl-CoA hydroxylase-interacting protein
Cellular component (GO): cytoplasm
Molecular function (GO): protein binding
Source: RefSeq, a predicted model, not a curated record